Molecule: messenger RNA, 968 nt
Organism: Puntigrus tetrazona (Sumatra barb)
Lineage: Eukaryota; Metazoa; Chordata; Actinopteri; Cypriniformes; Cyprinidae
Exons: 4
Coding region: 201-968 (255 amino acids)
Source: RefSeq, a predicted model, not a curated record
AGCUGCAGUCCAAGAUACAUACGGCUGCAUUAAUUGGGAAGUUAGAUUUAUGCCCCUCAGUGAAACUGCUGAGAGUCAGCUGUUGAAAAAGAGAAAAUGAGGAGUCUGUCACAAACAACUGACUGUAAUGAAGAGGAAGUGAAGGUUCUCAUGAAGUCUACUACUACAGUCAACGAAAAGAUAUCAACAAUGGAACAGACAUGAAAACUCUCACUGAGGAGUGGCCAUUUUUGUUUCAGGAAAGUGGAAUGGAAGUGCACUUUAAAGACCUCACAGGGAUACCACUUAAAGAGACCUUCCUGAACAGCAUUGACAGAAAAGGAAACAGGCUGUUGAACUUUAUGAGGAAUGUUUGUGCAACCAGGAACAAGCGUGUCUUACAGGCUGUCACAAAACUUGAAGUUUUGAGAGGACAGACGAAUGGUUGCUCAGAGGAUGUGAAAGACAUGAUUCUUCUACUUCUCUCCUAUUUUGAUGAGAAAGAAGAGCUCCUUCUUCAUUAUGUAGAAGAGACAAGCCUUGCAAAGGAUGUAGAGUUGGACAACCUGCCUCCGACGCCUUGCAUUAUUGUGUGUGGACCCUCCUGCUAUGCUGCUGUUCGAUUUAUGCUCAGUGUGGACCGCAAGAUUGUGAAUGAUGACAUCACUACAUUCAUCGCUGCCGUUUGCCUAAUGUUCGGCAGUUAUUACUGUUUCAAUAUACACUACCCUACUGAACUGGCAUCAGUGCUUGAAUUUUUGCAAAGGUGCUUCUUCAUCAUCAAUCCUGAAAAGGGCACAAAGGUUGUGGAAAAGAACAACAAAAAACGACUCCCAGUGAACCCAAGAGUCUUCACCUUAAUCUCUGACCUUUCUGAUCACGAGUGGCGAGAGAGACCUCAGUCUUCUGGCGGAAAAUCUAGCGUGACCAAACAGAGCGCACGAGUGGUGGCCAAUUAUGACGUCACGGCCUUCCUGCGCAACCUAUGA